GUUGUUUCGCGCGCUGAGGCUAAGCUCCAGUCACAUUUCAGAUUGACAGCUCCGCCGCCCAAUGAGCUCCGUUUCCUCCGAGCAAACCAGCCAACGGCGACGCAGGACUUUCGAGCGGGUGGGAUAUCAAAGUCUUGAAGAAUAACUCAUUGAUCAAUCUCCAACAAGGCACAAGAGUUGGCCGUACAAUCCUUGCGGAGAAGUUAAUUGGGGGAAACCGUGCGCGUUAUUUCCAAAACGUCAAUUUCUUGUUUUUACUUGGACUAUUAAACAGGUAAAACAUUUUUUCUUAUGUUUUGACAACUUUUAAGCUCAUGCUCAUUGAUAUCUUUUUUGCAGUAGCUAGCUUACUAUGGUUAGCUAACUUGACAAAGUCCUACCUCGUUUCCGUUUGACUACAUUAAGCACUCUUGCCAAUUAAAUGCAAAAAAUUAAAAUAAAAUGUGAGCUUAAUGAGUUACUUCUCCUGCUGAUAAAUAAAAUUAAAUAUGUUUUACUGGCAGCAUACCAGCUGAAAGCUCUUCAACAAUAAGUAGUAACGUGGUUUUGCUGAACUUGUCAACGCUGACCUGUUAUCUUGUGCUGUUUAUUCGCAGUAAUUCAACGUUUUGCAGUAAAAAAUGUAAAUUCUAUGUCAGCCUUAGCACUUUGUCGCCUCAUGUGAUGCAAAAGAAUCACGCUAACAUAAAUAGAGACGCGUAUUUUCUUGCUUUUACGUGUUGUCUUGAGUGGAAAUUGUCUCGUGUUUACGUCUUUAUUUAGAGUAUUUGCGUGAUGACGAUUAAAUUUCACUAAAUACUCAGAGGAAGUUGACUCCUUCCUAUGUUUUCACUCGUGUUUUGUUCGCUGGUGUUUUAUUUUUUUGAUCGAGACCUCAGCUGAGAGCGUCAAACUAAAAGCAUGCGCUCGCCUCUCAGAUCAUUGAAAUAUCAACCGUCGUUUCUAAGACUAAAUCAGGGUGAAAUUGUGAGAUUUAUCGAUUUAAAACGGUAAAUACGAUGGCGUUUCGGUGUGUUUUAUUGUCAGUGAACGGUGGCACAUUGUUUGCUAGCGCUCCCUCCUGUCCGGAUGUGCUUGCUUUUAAAAGAACUGGGAGUGGCUACGAGCUCAGUUUCCCGCACUGUAUUCAAAUCAGCUUGUUCCCUCCCUUUCUAAUAUUCUGCUCAAGUGACAGCCCAGUGCUGACAGCAGGACAAUACAAAGACCACGACCAGGCGAAAGCAUGUCUCUGCCUCUCACAAACUUGUGUCAUGAUCGUUUGACUGGAGUUUCUACAGCCUUGAGCCUUGAAAAUGAAGAAACUCAAAGCUUUAAAUCAGUGGUUCUCAACUAGUCUCACUCUUGGACCCACUUUUAUAAAAUUCGAAACCAAGCAAAUUUAUUUCUUAUUAAAAAAACCUUUAAAAACUCAAAUCUUUGACAUAAAUACAUCUUUUUUUAUUGAGUAAAGUGCAUUUCAGAAGAGAUGAACUGAGGAUGACAACUUCUGAAGUGCCAUGUAAGAAAAUAUCAAAUCAAAUUUUACACAAUGGAGACCAGCAAAAUGAAAAAUUUGCCUUAUUUGCAUUAGGGCCAGACCGAUAUGGAUGUUUUGAGGACGAUACCGAUACUGAUUAUUAUUACCAUUUAAUCGGCCAAUUUUUAUUUUUUUUUUUAAUUAAAUUAAGUAAAUUUUGCUAAAACAGCUAAAAAAGAAUGAGGUAUUUUGUGUUAAGUGCAUACAGUUUCAACCCCCUGCUGGCAAUCGGUGCCUCCGCGUCUUACCUCACGUUAAUCAUUUCCGGUCCGGUCUCAUCUGGAGACAUGCAGCUGCCUCAGUAAGAGAAGUAGCUCGAUCACUUAUUGUGUACUGUUGUGUAUUCUACCGUUACUGGCACGGCUAACAGUGUAGCAAGGCUAAUAGCAGAUGGCUAACUCUAACUGUAGCUUGCAUAUUACAUGGUGCUUCACUGUUAACUCGGCGUGACUUAGACCAGCACAGCGGGGAACAUCGUGAAGUGGGUUGAACUGAAACUUGUUGACUUAUUGUGUAUUUCACAAACUGGUUCUCCUCCGUGCGUCCCCGCCGCUGCCUACUACAGAUCCGUCACUCUGCUGUGCUGUGAGGUAGUUAGUGGAUGAAGAUUAUCAUGAGGUCGCUGCGCCAUCUACAGGAUAAGUCAGGGAACUUUUCAAAUGGCGGAACAUUUUCGAAGUCAAACCGAAUCUCGUUCUCCGCAUUUUAUUUCUGAAAAUAUCUGCGACAAUCGGCGAGUUUUGGCCGAUUACCGAUUAUUUUAACAGGCUAAAUAUGGUCGAUUUAAUCGGCUCGCCAAUAAAUUGGUCAGGCCCUAAUUUGCAUCUCUGCAUUCAGAGCAUAUUCAGAAACACCUGAGGAGGACCAUGGAACAGCAUGGACAAAAGUGAAUAAAUAUCAAAUUGCACAAAAUAAGAUCGUAAAAAAACUAUGUGAUUUUACUGCAUUCAGGCCACAUUGAUAACAAACGAAAACCAUCAAAAUUUAGUUAUUUGACGCAUGAACACCGGAGCAAAAGCAUGCAUUUUUUAAACCCCUUUAUUAAGAAUUGUAAGUCAUGGUUUUACCAGCAGAAUAUGAAAGAAAGAAGGGGGGAAAACUACACAAUGGAUAUAUAAAGCAAACUUUAGUUGAAUUCAGUCAAAGACUACAAAUACCCAUUACAAGAAUUCUUUAUACAGUGUAUUGGUUUUCCUCCAGUUCAAUAUAAAGAUGCCCGCAUGGGUCGAUAGAUAAGCUGAUAAAUCAGAUUGGACAAUAGUCAUGUGUAGCAAAAAGCCAUCUUUGGGGUGUAAUAAUAAUAAUAAUGAUAACAGUGACUGGAGGUCUGUUUGUCGCCGUAGGGCAGCUGCAAUGUGGAUCCAGGUGCGCACAAUGGAUGGGAAGGUAACCCACCGGGUGGAUUCCCUGUCUAAGCUCACUAAAGUGGACGAGCUGCGUGGAAAAAUUCUGGAGCUCUUCAAGGUGGAACCAGAGAGACAGAGGCUGUUUUACCGUGGCAAGCAGGUGAAGCAGCGUUGUUCAAAGCUUUUCAGAGAUGUUCUCUUGAAUGUUGGUCUGUGUUUCUCCAUUUAACCAUGUCUUAUAUGUUCUUGUUUAAUCUCAGAUGGAGGAUGGACAUACAUUAUUUGACUACAAUGUGGGCUUAAAUGACAUUGUGCAGCUGCUUGUAAGACAGAAGUUGCCCCCUGUGGAUGUCGUCAAAAGCAAGGACAAAGAAGCGGAACUUUCUGACUCUGAUUCCGGUUGCGGCUCAACCCAGAGUGAGUCGGACAAAAGCUCAACUCACGGCGAGGUUGAGGGUCAAACAGCCGGCACGUCUGCCCAGGCAAACACCCUAGAGCUCAUAGAUCCAGGUUUCGGAUUUUACAAGGUACGUUUUAAAAUUGUGGUUGUUGAUAUACACUUCUGCAACACAUUUAGUGCCAGCAAGGGGAAAAAUAUUACUGUAAGGGAGAAGUGAUGAACAGUUUUUUGUGGGUUAGAUGAGUUGGACUGUGCCUUUUUCAAAACACAAGUGCAAAACUAAUUCAAGCCUUUUUAAAGACAUGGUGAAAUAAUGACGUGACAGGUCCAGGUAAACUCUGUUUGAACAAGUUAAGGUGGAGUGGCCUGAAUGUGUUGAAGCUGACUCCACUCUGUGUUAUUUUGUGGCAUGUUUUGUGUUGUGGAUUAACGCUCCAAAUUCAGCCGAGAUUAUGUUCAGUUAAAAAAACACAUAUUGAAAAGUCUUAAAUAUUAAAUAAUAUUUAAAUAAAGUUUUAAUUAUUAAUGAUCUUCUUUUUUCUUUGAUUUUUGAAGAUCAAUGAGCUGGUGGAUGCAAGAGACCUGAACAUGGGCGCAUGGUUUGAGGCCCAGAUUGUCAAUGUUACGAAGACCGCAAAGACCCCCAUAGAGGAGACCACAAAGGCUGAGGAGGAGGAGGAGAUACUGUACCAUGUUAAAUACGAAGAGUAAGUCUGUAUCUCUGUUUUAAAGACUUUGUUGACAUAAUUUUUAGAGUGAGUGUGUCAGGUCGAGUUAGUAAAACUGUUUAUCAUGGAGGUUUAUUACCAUCUUCAUAUUGUAGAGAGGGAUUUAUUUUAUUUUACUAAAUGGCACAUUACCUUCAAAUGACAUGAUAACACAUGAUACAUAAUACGGUCAUGCGUUAAUGAAGCCUUCAUGGUGCUGAUGUUGGAAUAUCAUCUAAUAUCGUAAAAACAACAUUAACCUGUAGUUAAUGAGAGAGUUGAAGAGUCUGAUACCCUGAUCACAUGCACUGUUAAAGACGAUCUUUCUGUGGUUUUCAUCUCUGGACAGUGCACUUAGUGACACCAUAUUUCACUUCUGCAUUAAAAACUGUUUCUCUAUAGUGACAGCGUAAUUCUCUUUUAAUUAUUCAGUUAAGUAUAUCUACUUUUGUGUUACUUAGUUCAUCCUGUAACUGUCUAACCUCCUCUUGGCACUGUAGGGAUGAGUCAUGUCUGGCCUCAGUCACAGGGGGGUACAUGUGUUUUGCAGAAAAGUGGUGCCAUCUGUUGAAACAAAUUUUAGCAUUUAAUUACUUCCUUAAUGCUGAAUUUAAGAAGAUCAGACUUUUUAUUACACGUAUACUGAGAGAAAAAAAAUACUUCUAUUUGGGUCAAACAUUGUUAACAUUCAGGUCUACCUACACAGUGAGGGUAAAGUCCACAAUUUGUAUGCUGAGUAACUGACCACGCUUGUUAGUAGGUUUAGAAAAAACUCAUCUCACUGACUAGCUCUUUCUCUCGGAGCUCUUUUUGUUUUUGAGCUCUAAGUGAUGGAGGAACAUUAAUGUUAGAGGUGUAUUUGUAUUUCUGCAGCAGUAACAGUUAAUCUUCAGCAGUCAUCCAAACUUUGUGGCAGCACUGUGUGUAGGAAGCACCUGAUGUUGAUGUGUCGCUUCUCUCUGAAACUGCCGUCUGAUAUUGAUAACUUCGACUCUCACAGCUACCCAGAGAACGGGGUGAUCCAGCUGCUGUCAAAGGAUGUCAGACCUCGGGCCCGCACAGUUUACCAGUGGCACCAGCUGGAGCCAGGGAUGAUCGUCAUGGUCAACUACAACCCAGAUGACCCAAAGGAGCGCGGCUACUGGUAUGAUGCAGAGAUCAAGAAGAAAAGAGAGACGCGUACCCAGAGAGAGGUCUGUGCCAAGAUUAUCCUCGGGUAAGUAAUGGCUCACUAAACCUUAAACUUCGAUCCUGCUGCAGUGACAGGUGAUCAUCCUGUGGCCCCAUUUUUUUACACAUACAUCAAGAUUUGUGGGUUUUUGAGGCCAGAGUAGCAGGUGGGAAGAUGGAAGCUUCCUGCUGUGUUUUUAAUGUGGUUAGUGAACUAGGCUGCUUUAUACUGGUUAUUUUCCAUGCAAGAUGAUGGAAUACUUUUAUCUGUUUCAGACAAUGGCAUAAAAAAUUUAAAGGGGUGUGCUGCUGUAUUACUUAUCUGCAGGCCAUUUAAAAUAAGUCGUUCUUUGUUUGCAGUGAUGCUGGUGACUCUCUGAAUGAUUGCCGCAUCAUGUUCCUGACUGAAAUCUACAAAAUUGAGGAGCCUGGUUCUCUGGCUGAUGCCCCUCCUGGAUCUGAAAGUCCCCUAAAAAGUAAGUUUUAAGGAUCAAACAUUGAAUUUGUAGAACAGUGUUGUUUUAAAAGCCAUCUACACAGUAAGUUGCAUUGACCAAUACCGACAUGAAAUGUUGGAUCUCUAAUAAAGUGUCUUUUAAUUCCCAGGAUCAAACGGACCUGAGUGCAAACACUGUAAGGAUGACCCCAAGAAAAACUGUCAGUGGUGUAACUGCCAUAUCUGCGGCAUCAAACAGGAUCCUGACAAGCAGCUGCUGUGCGAUGAAUGUGAUAUGGCCUAUCACACUUACUGCCUGAACCCUCCUCUCACCACCAUCCCAGAAGACGAGGACUGGUCAGUAGAAUCAGAUCGUCACAUUUCGGGAAUGUAGCUCCUUACAUGUGUCUGAAUAUAAAGUUAAGAGAUGUUCAGUGUGAAAGAGUUGUAUUGACAUCAGUGGAGGAGUUAUCAUCUUGACUUGAUGUUUGAUUACACACCACUAGGUAUUGCCCCGGUUGUCGUAAUGACGCCAGCGAGGUUGUGUUGGCUGGAGAGAAGCUGAAGGAGAGCAAGAAGAAAGCAAAGAUGGCGUCUGCCAGCUCCUCCAGCCAGAGGGACUGGGGCAAAGUGAGUGCUGAUUCAGUGCUGCCAGGAAAUAGUCUUAAAUCUAGGUGUUUAGUUACUUCAAAAUGGGCAAAGACUUCAUUGGCACUUAUUAUAGCCUCCAGCCUGCUUUGUUAUAAACUCAAGCUCUCAAAAGUGAAACUUUUAUCCUCUCUUACCAGGGCAUGGCGUGUGUUGGUCGAACCAAGCAGUGCACCAUUGUCCCGUCCAACCACUACGGCCCGAUCCCAGGUAUCCCUGUCGGCUCCCUGUGGAAGUUCAGAGUGCAGGUCAGUUCACACAACUGGAGAGGGGAACUAUUACUGUCUUCUGCUUCCUGCUGCAAGUGACUUAUACAGGGAACAGAAAGGCUUUAAUUUUGAACCUCUUUGGGUUUUGUAGGUCAGUGAAUCUGGCGUCCACAGGCCUCAUGUUGCUGGGAUUCAUGGAAGGAGCACUGAUGGAGCUUACUCUUUGGUUCUGGCCGGAGGUUAUGAAGACGAUGUGGUACGUUGAUUUGGAUUUGUACAGAAUUGUUAAAUCUAGUAUGACAUCGAACCCGAGUUAAAACUCUGCUGUCAAACUCAAACUGUUUGUGAUGUGUCAUACAUUGUAGGAUGAUGGCAACGAGUUUACUUACACUGGCUCUGGAGGGCGAGAUCUUUCUGGCAACAAGAGAACUGCUGAGCAGUCAUGUGAUCAGACACUUACCCACAUGAACCGGUAUGGUCAAAUAGGACACAAUAUACAGUAUAUCACGACUGCCCUUUGCUUCAGCUGGAUGUCUGGAGUACCAGAUUUUUUUCUUGACUUGAAUUUAAAUAUCCUGAUUCUUUGUUUGCAUCAGGGCGCUGGCUCUCAACUGCAACGUCCCCGUCAACGACAAAACUGGUGCGGAGGCCAAGAACUGGAAGGAAGGCAAACCGGUUAGAGUUGUGCGCAACUGCAAGGGUCGCAAACACAGCAAAUACUCCCCAGAGGAAGGAAACAGAUAUGAUGGAAUAUACAAGGUAUGAGGGAACACUAGGCAGGUUUCUGAAGAUGGUUUUGAGCAACACAUUUGACCCCUGGUGCAACAACGCUGGAAUUAUGAGUUAAACUGUAAAAAUCUACUAGAAUAAAUAAACAGAAAAAAGAUCAUUUAAGUACUAAUAACACAGCUGCUUAGCUCAGAUAGCUGCAGUUUGAGUAAUGGUUAAAAGUAUCCAUGCUGAUGUUUGUAAUGAACUUCUCAAUCUGUUGAUUUUACAUGAACCCCGGUUGGUUAGCUUUGGUAGUGGUUUAUGUUUAUUAGCAGAUCUGUGCCUCUACUUUAGAGUGAGAUACAGUGUCAGCUUCUGGUUAACAGCACAGUAAACAAUGAAGUGCUACUUCCAAUUCAACAACAGAUUUCAAAGUUGCAUUAAGGCGACUUGUAUUCCGCUAGCUGUGGUUAAAAGUCUGCAAGUGUUGAUGAGUUUCUUUUUUUUUUUCACUUGUAUAUCACAUUCCUGAUAUGUGCUUUCGACCCCCUUCAGGUGGUGAAGUAUUGGCCAGCCAAGGGUAAGUCUGGUUUUCUGGUCUGGAGAUAUCUCCUGAAGCGCGACGAUGAUGAGCCGGCACCGUGGACCAGAGAUGGAAAGGAUCGCAUCAAGAAGCUCGGCCUCACUAUGCAGGUAGAGAUAAUCGUUCAUAUCCAACGUACGAUAUGUUGAAUUAUUUUUACUGAACUUUGGAUAUGAUGAGCUCUCAGUCCAAUGAGAAAAGGGGUUAUUGCCGUACCACCACUUUUUUUUACAUCUGUGAGUGCUGAUUUUUUUCGUAUGGUGUUUUCAAUGAAACACAGCUCACAUUUAUGAGGUGUGAUUCAUAUAGAAGCAGGGCAAUAUUAAACCACUCAGAUUGCUAAAUGUGUGUGUGAAGAUCCAAGAGUUUUGAAAGUCCGUGUCUGCGGCUAAAAGAUAUGAGACUGCAAAUAUCAGCAACGCUUUGGGCUGCUUGUUCACAAGAACCGAAUUUCUAUUCCCUCUUUCAGUAUCCUGCAGGUUAUCAAAAGGAGAAAGAGAACAAAAAUGAAGUGGAAGAAGAAGAAGCUGUGGCAACAGCCACACCAAGCAAGGCGAAGAGGAAGAGAGAGUCUAAGAGCAGCGGUAAGUGUUCGACUUGGGUGAGCCUAAACUCCUGUUAGAUAAUGAGAGCCCCAGAAUUCAUGAGGUAAUUUCACCUGUUUGUCUUUAUCUCAGAAUCCCCCAAAAUUUCACCUGCCAAGACUCCUAAGAAAGUCAAGGUGGAGGAAUACAAACUGACCAGGGAGCAGAAGGUUCUGAUCAAGAAUGACGAGCAAAACAAGAAGUUGUGGGAUGAAGCCAAGGAGUCACUGUCUCUCGGCCCGGUGAGGAUGGCUGUGUUAUUUUCUAGCACAGGUUUCUUUUGGUGCUGAAAUCCAUGUGUGUCCUGCAUACAGAUUAGAACAAAACUGAACUAAAUUUGGAAAAUCUGAGCUAAACGCUGUUUUAAGUCUGUGACUAUGAGAUGAUAUCCUGUCAUAUUUUUAUUCUUACUGAAAAAGGGCCAAACCAAAAGAGCUUUUACUUGUUUCAGUCACUUUUUUGGUGGAUAAUGAAAUGCAAUGUAAUUUUGUUUAUAAAGCUUUGGUGUUCUACUGUUUUGCAUGAUCAAAAAUAUAACCAAGCUGAAAAACUGCUAAUCAAGACUUCUGAGCUCAAAUCCACCAAGCUCUGAAAUGUGGCCAUAAAAAGUUUCCAUGUCUUAUGAGUUUUAAUUCUUUGUUGCUGCAGAAAUUCUUGAACAAAGUCGAGGAAGUUUUCCUCUGCAUCUGUUGCCAAGAAGUGGUCUUUCAGCCCAUCACCACAGAGUGUCAACACAAUGUCUGCAGGGUAAGUCAUUGACUGUCAUUGGUGCUGGUGUUUUUAUGAAGGAAAUUAACUCAUAAAUCCAGCAGCAGAGCCACCGACAAACUAAAAGCUGUUUCUUUUUACUCCAGGAAUGCCUCCAACGAUCCUUCAAAGCAGAGGUGUACACUUGCCCGGCCUGCAGACACGACCUGGGCAAAAACUACUCCAUGACCGUCAACAAACCUCUGCAAGCCAUUCUAAAUCAGUUUUUCCCGGGCUACAGCAAUGGACGAUGAUCAUUGGCUCUGCUUUCUCAGCUCUGAUGUAAACUGUAAGGGGAAUAUUUCAGUAGGGGCAACAAAGAAUCAGUUUCUCUUAAUAUAUUUUUAAUGAUUAUAAAACAACAAUUUUUGAGGACUUCAAUGCUAUAGUUCUUUUUUUUUUUUUUACCUGGGGUCUGCCAUGUUAUUUAGUUGUUGAUUCUUUUGUAAUUUUAUCAUUACUCCGUUCAUACCCACAACUAAAACGUAACUCCCAGCGUUUGUUUUGUUCCAUUAACUAACGUUAACUGUUUCUUAAAACUAAAUCCUCCACGUCCUCAGGAGAUCUUUUGCUCUGACAUUUUCUCAGCUGUUAGCCCAAAAUGUUUCUUUAGACAAUAGCUUUUUUAAAAUCUGGAUCAGCUGUGGUUCGUCAUGAUUUUGGAGCAACUAGUUUUGAAAUCUGAUCUUCGGUUUUCAUUCACACCUGAGCUGGAAAGCCCAGUAAUGCGUCACCUGGAGCAAUCGAAUUUUGUGUCUAUUUCAGUGUUUGCAAAUGAACAAAGAAAUCCAAAAACUCAGGCUGAACAUGAUAUUGUCCUUCGGAGUUUCAAAGGUAACAGCUGGCCCCCGGUUGCAAUUGCACUAACAUGAGUACUGAAGUAGGCCCUUGGCUGAGAACAGCUGAAGUUUAAGCUGCUCAAUGACAUGUAAAGGUGACCUUUCAUGAGGGCAAGGACUCAACCAGUCCAAAGUUACGUUUUUCUGUUCUGUUUGAGAGUAAGUGUCGAAAUGGGAAAUGAUGUCAACAAACAUAUUUGGACAUUUCUAACUUGUUUAGUGGUUCCUAACACUCACCCUGAAUUGUGAUGAUUUAUAUUAAAAAAACUUUAAACUUAACCUGAUAUUCUUAAAGCCAUUAUAGCCCUUUGUAUUUUGUGGUAAAGGUUUGGAUUACCCCUGUUUUUAUUAAAAGCCCAAAGAAACUAAAGUGCUCAAGAGUAUAACGUAGACCACCCAUGUAUCUAGCUCUUUAGUCUUUGUCUCUUACACUCAAUGCCUUGAGUCUAGAAACCCUUUUUGUAUUUUUUCUAAGACUAAAAUUUGUACUUUUUCAUCUUUUGUAACCUAUUACUGCCAUUUGUGGGGUUUGUAUGGUCAGGUUUUUGUCUCUAGUGGUCACUUAGUGCGCCUGACUUCUUUGAAAACAGAAAAUGCUUGCAUCAAGUUGAAACGUAACAAAAACUUCACGCAUUGCUCCUGAAAUUUGAUAUUGAAUAAACUUAAUUAACUGAAUUUGUCAGGAUGCCUGUUCAAUUUCAAUAGCAAUGUGUGUAAAUGCUUAUUCUAAUGCCAGCAUGUCAAGUUUUGACCGUGAGACAAAGAUUUGCAUAGACUGGUAAAUGUAUAUUUUCGAAAAUUGUAUAAUUUCUUAGUCCAUUUUAGCUGUGAUAUGUAGUUUUAGAAUUGCCUGCACAUGUUAAGUGCAACGAUUUGUUAAUACAUUUUAAGUGUCAUUCAAUAAAAAAAUGAAAAUGAG
Molecule: messenger RNA, 10815 nt
Organism: Xyrichtys novacula (pearly razorfish)
Lineage: Eukaryota; Metazoa; Chordata; Actinopteri; Labriformes; Labridae
Source: the annotation of a GenBank genome assembly